GUAGUAAAAAAAAAUCGCAUCUAAACGAAAAUUCCGAAUGACGUGAUACGGACCUCGCUUGUUAGUUAAUGUUAUUACCAUUUACCACCUGCCAGCGUAGACUUGUACACAUCCGUACAAUCGAUUUUUAACAUGAUAGUGUAAUUAUUACAUCUAAAUACAUACCUAUCAAUAGUUGGAUAAUGUUUAUAAUUUAUGUACACAAUACACAUUGCGUUGGAUAAACGUUUAAUGACAUAAGAGAUAAUAUAUUUAUUCUAAACAAUUUAUUUCAUUAAGUUAAUUGUAUCCAUGACAUUAAGGUAAACUCAGAAACUUAAAAGUAUUUCAAAAAGAGAAAACUAGCAACAUUUGACCUUUUAUUGUACAAACAAAAUUUAUCAUGUUUGAUCUAAUCAAACUGGCCUUUAUGGCUUGUAAUGAUGAUGCAAAAGAAUGGUAUAACACUAUCCCAAGAAAUGUUGUCAAAGUUGAUGUGCAAAAUUGUUGUUUGGAACUAAAAAAAGCUGUAAUGGAAAACAGUAUAGAUUUGUCAAAUACUGAAUUGUGUACAACAGCUGCAUUCAUUGGCCAUUACGAUUGUUUAACAUUUGCUCAUCGAAUAGGAUAUUCAUGGAAUGAGUCAACAUGCUCAUCGGCUGCAUGUCGUGGAAAUCUUGAUUGUUUAGAAUAUUUGAAAGAAAAUGGAUGUCCAUGGGAUGUAGAAACAUGCAUACGUGCUGCAGGCAAUGACCAAUUGUCUUGUUUAAAAUAUGCGGUUGAAAAUGGAUGCCCAGUUACUAGAGAUGCUAUGAACUCUUCCGCAAAAGCUGGUCAUUUAAACUGUAUAAAAUACAUGCAUUCCAUGAAAGUGGUAUGGGACGAAUUCACAUGUUCAUAUGCUGCAGAAAACGGUCAUAUAGAUUGUUUAAGAUAUCUUCAUGAAAAUGAAUGUCCUUGGAAUGAACAUGUAAGCUACUGGGUUGCUUUGAAUGGUCAUCUUGAAUGUUUGAUAUAUUCCCAUGAAAAUGGGUGUCCGUGGAAUGACCUAGUAAGUUGCUUUGCUGCAAUAAAGGGACGUUUAAGCUGCAUGAUAUAUGCUCAUGAAAAUGGUUGUCCAUGGCAUGAAGAUACCACCUUCUAUGCUGGAAUGGGAAGACAUACAGAUUGUUUAACAUAUGCCCUUGAAAAUGGUUGUGAGUUCAAUGACAAAAUACAAGAAAUGUUAGCUACUUUUGGAUACGAAGUAAAAACUGAAAUAUCAACUGAAGAAUAAUAUUACGAGGUCUAAUCAAAAAGUAUCGAUACUGUUAAAAAAAAAAUAUAUAUUUAUUAGAUAAAGUUAUUUACAUUUAAUCUCCUUCAAAGUAUGCUCCUUCUGAGUCCAUACAUGUUCUCCAAUGUUCUUGCCAUUUUUGAAAACACCUGUGGGAGUCAUUUUUAGAAACUCCUCGUAGCUGCUCCGUUGCAUUUUGUUUUAUUUCAUCUACAUCUUGAAAACGUUUACCCUUAAGCGCCAUUUUUAUUUUUGGGAAUAAAAAAAAAUCACAUGGAGCUAGGUCUAGUGAAUAGGGGGGUUGAGAAACAACUGGGAUACCAUGUUUGGCCAAAAACUGCUGCACAACAUGGGCUGAAUGAGCUGGUGCAUUAUCUUGAUGCAAUUUCUAACUACCAGACUCUUUAAACUCGGGUCUUUUUCUUCGUACACGGCGAAGAACAUCAAUGUAGUUCUCCUUUGUUAUGGUCUGUCCUUUUGGAGCAUACUCAUGAUGAACAACAACUUGGUAGUCAAAAAAAAACGGUCAACAUGAACUUCAUUUGACUCCGAACUUGAUGAGUUUUUUGGGUCGUAGUGAAUCUUCCACUGCGAAGAUUGUACCUUUGUUUCUGGAUCGUAGUCAUAUACUCAAGUCGCGUCACCAGUUAUAAUUGAUUUAAAAAAAAAAUCAUCAGAUUCGGAACACUCUAGCAAAUCAAUGGCGAUCUGUUUUCGGUUUUCUUUUUGCUCACCUGAGAGCAGUUUUGUAACAAAUUUAGCUGCAACUCUUCUCAUGUCUAAAUCAGUCGUCAAUAUGGUUUGGACUGAUCCAAAUGAAAUUUGAAACUCAUUAAUAAGUUCCAUAGUAUUGCUGUUCGUAUUUUUUGGAUCAUUUCCUUAUUGCGGCUUGUUGAUGGGCGUCCUUCACGUUAAUCACUUUCAACAGUUGUUCUACCCUCUUUAAAUCGUUUAAACCAUUAAAAAACGCGAGCACGGGACAUGGUUUCAUCUCCAUAAGCUAACAAUAACAUUUGGUAGGUUUCAGUAGCCGUUUUUUCCCAGUUUAUGGCAAAAUUUAAUGCACACUCGUUGUUCUGUAUUUUCGCUCAUUUUGAAGUCCGACGGGAGGUAAAAACACACUUGACUUAAUUGCACCUAGAAGCCGACUGAGACAAUUUUAAUCUAAUCUAUGUCUAAUAUAUUUUCCCAACAUAUAAAGUUAGAUUAAUAUAGCACGUGCAAGUUUAUACUCAAACCGGUUUACGAUUAAUCGUAUCAAUCUCGAUACUUUUUGAUUUGACCUCGUAUAUUAAUUUCUAACAGAUGAAAUUAGAAACAAUUACAUUAUUUGUCUUCUCAAGAAUAAUUCAUUUUUGCUGUGUAUGUAUUAAAUGAUCACUAAGAAAAUAAAAAUGUUGAGGGAAGUAAUGCUUACCUAUUUCCCUUCAUGCAACAGCUUAAAUCAGAAAAAAGGAAAAUAAAAGUGUAUACUUUUUUAAUUAUGGUAAACUAAUUUCUUAUUUGUUCCUAUUGUUUAUAUUCGUAAUUUUCAACAUACUAUUUAAUCUUUUUUUU
This is a messenger RNA of Rhopalosiphum maidis (corn leaf aphid), 2812 nucleotides long. RefSeq lists its product as uncharacterized. The record is from RefSeq and is a predicted model, not a curated record. The coding region runs from base 383 to 1255 and encodes 290 amino acids. The transcript has 3 exons. NCBI's taxonomy places the organism in Eukaryota, Metazoa, Arthropoda, Insecta, Hemiptera, Aphididae.